AUGCAGUGGAGUCUUGACCUCAUGCGACCCUCGACCAUUCAUUCCCUGGUAAUGUCUCAACUCGCAGACGGUAUUGACUCAAAGCCAAGUCUCUGUGACGAAAGACACCACCAUCAGGAAAAUGACGAAAAUGAUGAAGGGAUUGAGUGGGAUUCGGGUUAUAUCGAAUACGAAGAAGCCAACCACUCUUCAUCUCUGGCCAUAGUAAUACAGGACUGUACUGUACACCUCGGAUGCGGUGGUGCUCAAGAAGCGGACUCCCAUUACAAAGCUGUCUGCAGGGCCCUAGUCGCCGAAGCCCUGGAACUUUCCACCUUCUUGGAGAACGUCGGCACCGGACAGCUGAGGCAGAAGACGACCGAACACCUAGAUAAUCUCAACUUCACAGAUUGGGCGAGACUCUGGGUGCAAGUUGUCCGAGAGUUGAGGCGAGGGGUGCAGCUGAAGAAGGUGUGCUACAGCCGCAAGCCGAUCGAGUUCGAGCUGACACCGUACGAGAUCCUGAUGGAUGACAUCCGAUCCAGGAGGUACAAGCUGAACAAGGUGAUGGUCGAUGGCAACAUACCGCACAAGGUCAAGAAGGACGCCCACGCAGUCAUCCUCGAGUUCAUCAGGUCUCGCCCGCCACUGCGAAAGGUAAGUGCUAGUAAUAGGGCAGUUACUAGCGUACAAGCUGACUGGAGAGGUUUGAGUUGCUCCAAACGUAGGUGA
This is a messenger RNA of Nezara viridula (southern green stink bug), 711 nucleotides long. The record is from the annotation of a GenBank genome assembly. NCBI's taxonomy places the organism in Eukaryota, Metazoa, Arthropoda, Insecta, Hemiptera, Pentatomidae.